Messenger RNA from Lycium barbarum (goji berry), 1411 nucleotides. RefSeq lists its product as uncharacterized. The record is from RefSeq and is a predicted model, not a curated record. Lineage: Eukaryota; Viridiplantae; Streptophyta; Magnoliopsida; Solanales; Solanaceae. The transcript has 2 exons. The coding region runs from base 746 to 1411 and encodes 221 amino acids.
UGUCACAGUUGCCUUGCCAGAGGAAGUUCCUUCUAAGAGCAUCUAUUCGAUCCACCACAUUUGUUGGAAUAGGAAAAAUGGACAUCAUAUAGGUUGGUAAUGCAUCCACCCAAGGAUAAGUAUUGGCGCUUCCGGUUAAUUACCUUAUUUUCACACUUCUAUUAGACAACAUUUCAGAUAUCUUUGGAAUUGCUUUUGUGGCACCAAAAGGCACUCCAAGAUAAAUGGUUGGCAGCACACCUGUCUUUCCUCCCACAUCCUCUGGAGAAACACGAUGGAGUAAAAAAGUAAAUGCAUUACAAAUAUUAUAGAACCUGAAGAGGAGAAGGAAAACGUCAGAGAUGUUUGACAAAGCAGGGAUAAGCGGAAAAUUCAGAGGUUUAAACAUUCGAAAAAUGUAAGCAUACUUUUCUAUGGUACUAAUUAACAUCUUGUUUGGUUUCUUUCCUUUGUGGCGUAGUGUAAAUGGCACACAGAGCCAAAACAAAACAGUAUGAUCAUGAGGAUGAUUAAAGGGGUAGCUUGCAAACUUGAUCUGGAAAAGGCGUAUGAUCAUGUGAAUUGGUCAUGUUUGUUAAAUUUGAUGAAACAAAUGAAUUUUGGGGAGAAAUGGAUUGGGUGAAUAAAAUUUUGCAUAUCCGCAGUUCGCUUCUCAGUUUUAAUUAAUGGGAGUCCACAGGGAUACUUCAAAUCACAUAGGAGACUCAUACAAGGAGAUCCCCUAUCUCCCUACCUAUUCUUGUUGAUGAUGGAAAUCUUAAGUAGAAUGCUUAAGAAGGCAGAACAUUUUGGAUGGAUCAGAGGACUGAAGGUUAGAAGAAAUGAAGGGGAAGAACUGAAUGUCUCUCAUAUUGUCUAUGCUGAUGAUACCUUGAUACUUUGUGAAGCUGAAAAUGCUCAACUUCUGCAUCUCAGAGGAGUACUACUAGCUUUUGAGGCUGUGUCGGGUUUGAAAGUAAACUUGGCAAAGAGUAGCGUGUUUAGUAUUAAUACUGAACAUUGUAUUGAUGAGCUGGCAGAUGUUAUAGGAUGCAAGGUAGAGCAGUUACCAACCACUUAUUUAGGACUACCACUUGGAGUAAAUAAGAAUGAUUCAAGGUUGUGGUACGGGGUCCUGGAUAGGUGUAGUGGUAAAUUGGUACCAUGGAAGAGACAAUAUUUAUCUUUUGGGGGUAGACUUACAUUGACCAAUAGUGUGUUGGAUGGUAUUCCAACUUAUUUGCUGUCACUCUUUAAAAUGCCAACAAUAAUAGAGAAAAAGUUGAAUACUAUGAGAAACAAAUUCCUGUGGGAAGGCAAUGCGGUUAACAAAACAUUCUAUUCGGGAAGAUGGCAGGAGGUAAUCAAAGGAAAGAAAGGAGGGGGACUAGGAGUGAGGAAUCUGAAGUUGCAUAAUAAAUGCCACUUAUAA